Molecule: messenger RNA, 4195 nt
Organism: Penaeus monodon (black tiger shrimp)
Lineage: Eukaryota; Metazoa; Arthropoda; Malacostraca; Decapoda; Penaeidae
Gene: egg
Product: histone-lysine N-methyltransferase SETDB1-like
Exons: 23
Coding region: 253-3597 (1114 amino acids)
Biological process (GO): negative regulation of gene expression; heterochromatin organization
Cellular component (GO): nucleus
Molecular function (GO): histone H3K9 methyltransferase activity; DNA binding; protein binding
Source: RefSeq, a predicted model, not a curated record
GAGUGUCAUCGCCCUGAAACAAACAAACAAGAGCGGCGUCUUGCUUUCCUCGCUUUUCGAAUUAAUAUUCCUUAAAUUCCCUGGCAAUUAUAAUUAGAACAUGCAUGGUACUACAGGAUAAGACUCUGGAGCUGACGACAAAUGUAUUGAACUCAUUUCUUCGGCGUAUUAGUGAAUUCAGACUUAGAACUAGUCAAAAAAUCAAAUUUUAAAUUAAGAUGAGGUUGUGAAUGAUAAUCCAAAGCAAGAAUCAUGGCUGAAGUUAUUGACCUUUCUGAUGAUGAUAUUUUGGUGGAUGAGGUGGCUGUGAGUAAAGUCGUACCUCCUACACUAAAGAGACCCUUCAGAUGCCUGAAUUCCGAUUGUCGUUCUGAGAAAGAUUUAGUUCGGGCAGACAAAUACAUCCGCAGAUUUUUUGGUGUUUUGUCAUAUCCAAAAAAGAAGCGAGUAUGCCCCAGCUGCAGUAUAGAAGCCAGAAAUCAGCAAGACUCUCUGAUUGACACAUUACGAUCAGGACGGCUUUUGUUGGCUGAAAAACUUCCACCUCCAAGGGAGACUGUGGUGCUCACAGACUCUGACUCUGAUCCAUCUGACAAUGAAAAACUUAGUGAUGAUUCAGAUUAUGAGUUUGUCAGUGAAGAUGGAAAGAACCUUGAAGACACAAUUGCCGAUAUCACCAAAGAACUUAGCCUGGACAUGCAGAUAACAGAUGGCAUGAAACAUCUCGAAGAGCGAUUCCUGGCGUUAGAAGAGGGUUUUGAAAAACAAAAAGAAGAAUAUGAAAAUAUUGAGUCUCAGCUCGAUAAUUUGCGCAAAGACUUCUAUAAUAGUUUCCGGCCAGAGAUCAUGUGGCAGAAGGCUCUUGAUAUUGGUCCUUCUGGUACAGUGAUCCACCAAGAACUGUUUGAGGUGAUAGCCGAACCCUCCGUCCCUGUCCCUGCUCAUAAUCUGCCACCUGUGGGCCCAUUAGUGCGCACUGAGUUGAAGCCCAAUGAGCUCGUCUAUUCAAUGAGGCACUCACUCUUCGCUCGCUGGGCUCAAGCACAAAUCAUUGAAGUGGUGAAACGUGAGCCAAAGAAUACCAGCUACAAAAUCCGUUACAAUCGCAAUGCCAAAAGUUCAUGCCAGACUGCCAUCAUGACAGGACGUCAGCUGGCAUACUAUGCCUCAUGUCCAACUCGUAUCCCUGUCGGCACACGUGUUAUAGCAAAGUAUAGAGAUGAUGAUCCAAAGAAUACCACCAUUUCAGGUGCUUUCUAUGUUGGAAUUGUAGCAGAGAUCCCAACAGCAGCAAAUAAAUACAGGUAUCUCAUAUUCUUUGAUGAUGGUUAUGCACAGUAUGUCCUUCAUGGUGAUAUACGGGUAAUGACAGAGGCCUCAUCAUGCCCCUGGGAGGAUGUAUCUUCGGAUUCAAAAGAAUUCAUCAAGGAUUACCUGCAAAUGUAUCCAGAAAGACCCAUGGUGCGCCUCCAGAAAAGCAACUACGUCAAAACAGAAUGCAAUGGAAGAUGGUGGAAAGCUCUGGUCAAAGAGGUGGAUGGGUCUCUAGUGAAGAUGUUUUUCCCAAUGGAUGGAAGAUCCGAAUGGAUUUACAGGGGAUCAACUCGACUCAGCCCACUCUUCAACAAGAAGAUGAACAGUCAAGCACAGACAAAACAGCCACAGAAGACUAUACGACGUCGUACAGUGGCUGUACCUGGAACAGCAGUUGUGGAGUAUGGAACAUUUGGCCAGGGCUUAGAUGCUGAGGCCACAGCUCCUGGUAAGGAGGCUCUUGUACUCAUUGGUUAUGAUAACAACAAGACAGAAACAGGAGAACGUCGGGCUGUAGCAAGAAAGAGUACUAUGUCACGUGCAGGUACUCCACCUCGAGAAGUUCAACAAAGGAUUGAACAGGAAUCUAAAGGUUUUACUAAAAAACAUACUCUUCACGAGGAAACCAUAAAGUUCACGAGACAUAUCUGUUCGAAUAAGUGCUUGGGGAAGGGUGAUAACAUGACUGAUCACAAAGGGUUGUCACCACUCUUAUAUCCUAUGAUGUUUGGUUGGUACAGACAUAUUGUGAAGCAGCGUCGUAGAACAAUGGGACGCAAUGAAGUUUAUUAUGUAGCUCCGUGUGGUAGACGACUGCGCAGUGUAGAAGAAGUCUUCCGCUAUCUUCUUGAUACUGAAUCCAAUCUUGAGAUCGACUGUUUCUCCUUUGAAUUGGCAGUGGAUACCUCUCAUGAGUGGGAGCCGUUCAAAAAGAUUGUCAACAUUGAUGAUGUAUCCCUUGGAGAAGAAAAUGUACAGAUCUCAUGCGUCAACUCCUUGGACGAAACUGCCCCUCAGACUCUUGUAUACAGCAAUGUUCGACUUCCAACAGAACAUGUGCCACUCAACCUAGAUCCAGAAUUCUUAGUCUGCUGCGACUGUAUAGAUGAUUGCCAGGACAAAUCAAAGUGUCCUUGUUGGCAGUUGACAAUCCAAGGAACCCGCAUUUUGGAUCGCUCCGAGAACCCCAACACAGGUUAUCAUUACCGCAGAUUGUCUGAACAAGUACAAAGUGGUAUUUAUGAGUGCAAUUCUAGAUGUAAGUGCAGCAACAUGUGCUUAAAUCGUGUCGUGCAGCACCCACUGAGGCUAAAGUUGCAGCUAUUCAAAACUGCACGUCGAGGUUGGGGCGUUCGAACUUUACACGACAUUCCUAGAGGAGGAUUCAUCUGCGUUUAUGUGGGCAAGAUGCUGAAUGAGACUAUUGCUAAUGAGGAAGGCAAGAUGAUAGUGGGUGGAGAUGACUACUAUGCUGAGCUGGAUUAUAUUGAGGUCAUGGAAAAUGCAAAAGAAGGAUAUGAGGAAGAAGUAGAGAAUAUUGAAGAAGAAACUAGCAAGCUCUCCGUAGAAGGAAAUGCAAUUGCUGGCUCAGAUUCCACAGACAGUGAUGGUUUCUAUAGUGAAAAUGAAGUAGAUGACACAAAAGAUGAUCGGGACUUCAGCCAUCCAACAUAUAUGAAAAAGGUGGGACUUACUAAGAGAGAAAAGUCUGCUCGCCUUCAAGAACGUUCAUCGCGCAAUAACUUCCUAAAGAAAGGAAAAGAAAGUAAAGAUGGAAGUGGAUCAGGAUCUGCUCCUGCAUCAGAUGAUGAAGCAUCCAAGUCAUCACAGCCUGAAAAGCCAAAGGAAACCGAACCCAAGGAUGAUUCAAAAUCAGAAGAAGCAGCUGACGAUUUUGAUGAUGAUGAUGAAGCAGAUGAGAAGCAACGCCGUCCACAAACCUUCGCCCCAAGUCAAUUAUUAGCUACCCCUCCAAAGCAGAGAGCAAACAAGAGCGUGAGAGAGUAUUUUGGAAAAGACGAAGCAGUAUACAUCAUGGAUGCCAAACAUACAGGCAAUAUAGGCCGUUUCUUGAAUCACUCGUGUGAACCAAACGUCUUCGUCCAGAAUGUCUUUGUUGACACUCAUGACCUAAGAUUCCCAUGGGUGGCAUUCUUUGCAAUCAGCAACAUCCGUGCAGGCACUGAACUCACAUGGGAUUACAGCUAUGAAGUGGGCAGCGUCCCGGGCAAGACUAAGUACUGCUACUGUGGUGCCAGAAAAUGCCGAGGGAGGUUGUUGUAGAUUGUAUUUUACUGUUUCUUUAUAUUUAUAAUUUAAAUAAUUUUCUUUUUUACCUUUUUACCAUAUGAUGUUCUAGAGUAAUUCCCGGUUCUAAUGAUGUAGUGGAUGAAUUGAUGUGGUAGUUUAUCAAUACUUUUGAGUAGCUUCUUGUGUCCGUUUUUUUUAUGCUCUCGGUUAAAAGCAAUGAAUCUUUAUUUUACUAUUGAUAUGCAAUGGGAAUUUUGUUUUUAUUGCCAACUCUCUGUGUCCGAUCACAAUUCACAAAUAAUCAGUAUCAUUAUCUUUGUUCCACCUACUCUGAUUGACAGUUAGGCUAUCUUGUAUAUUUGUCUACGUCAAACCACAAUCUAUGAUCAUUGCAUUGUAUAAGGAUCAAUCUUAUCAGAGUAGAAGAUGAAAGUCCUAUUUCUGCUAUCCCCAAGUCCUUGGUAAGUGACUAUUUGAAUAUUCAUACACUUGAACAUUAAAAUCUAUUUUUUGUUGUUACUCUUUUUUGGAGUAUGUGUGGGGGGGUAGCAUUAAUAUUACAUGGUUCAAUUGGAAUACUUGAGUAUAGGAACAAAACACAUAAAAUAAAUAUUUGAAAAAUCAACCAAAA